CAGUUGGAGUGCUAUAUAAACAAUCCAGAUUUGAUGGUUUAGCCCAUUCUCCUGGAAACCACAAGGAAAUCACGUGUUCGUGGUUCUGUGAAAGGUUACCAUGAGAUGGUUUAUUUUUGGAUUGCUGAAAUGCUAUCGGUAUCUAAUUCCAACUGCCUGGAUUUAAAGCCAAGCCGUUGCAAAGCUGCGUGCUGUGGUAUUGGAGCAAACUUGGGAGCAUCAGCUUGCGAGAGCGAUCCUGCGGCAGUCGUGCGCUGGGAAUCGCAAAAGCGAUUCAUCUGUUAGCGAAUGAUGCCUGCAUUUUAAGAGGAGCCGGUCCCUUUCGCCAGGCGAAUUCAGAGGGGCAAAUUCUCAUUUCAGAGUGUGCACCUGUAAAUUACAGCUUUUCCACCGAUCCCCAUCGACGAAGUCCAAGCUGUAUACUCAAGCGUGGGAGCUCCUAUUUAACGGUGUCCAUUCGAUUAUUGGGAUGAGCUGAAUGUGGCUUUGGAAACCCGGGGAGUGAGGUUUCGAAGAGCGUUCUUGUUUAUUUGGGAGGCUUCUGAUGCAUUCGGGAGAAUGAUCUCCCGGACCCCGGUUGCAGUCCAGCUUUAAGCGUGCCCGGCUCUUUUUUGGAGAUGUGGACGUUUAUGAUGUAACCAGAUCGCUGCGAUCUCCAUCUCAGUUUGCUGGGGCUGCUUUGAAAGCCUGGCUGGCUGGGAGAGCAGCUUCAAGUGAUGUCAUCCUACUCCCGCCGAGCGAGAGCUGGCUUCGUUGCAUCAGCACCCUGGACAGCUCCAAGUGCUGCUCCCUGCUGCCACUGACUGCGCCGAGCCCGGAGAGGCAAAACUAACGUGCACUUCAACUCGCCCCAUCUCUCCUGCAACGCGUGGAGAAGGCCAGUUGACAUACAACAUCCUCCAAUGGGUCUGAAGCAUCUGAGGCAAUGAUUUCUAACUGAUGCAUUUUCUUUUUUUGCUCUCUCCCCCUUCUUCUGUUCAAAAUGCAUGCAAAUUACAUGGUUUUCUAGCCUGCAGGCUGGAUUUGCAGAGAGGGGAACUACUUAUGGAUGAGCUGCCGCCACGCUCUCUCGACCACAUUGCCCCGAGUAGAGGGAAACCAAUCUCCGCUGUGUAUUUUCGAAUACUGCACAGAUUUCCGAUCUCAGUGUAAAACAAAAAUUGCCCCGCAUGUUUGAUCCCGAAUGCAACAGUAGCCCGGGUCAGUGAGAGUGGACUGUGGCCGGUAACUGAUUUAAGGAUUAUUGGAACUGUGUGAUCUCUGUAACGAGCGAUGGCAAAUGAACCAGUGAUUCUCAAUGUUUACGAUAUGUAUUGGAUUAAUGAGUACACAUCCACUCUUGGAAUCGGGGUUUUUCAUUCUGGUAUUGAGGUCUAUGGAAGAGAGUAUGCCUAUGGUGGUCAUCCCUACUCUUUCAGUGGAAUAUUUGAGAUCACUCCAGGAAAUGCGACUGAGUUGGGAGAAACAUUCAAAUUCAAAGAGGCCAUCGCUCUCGGCAGUACAGACUUUGCAGAGGAGGAUGUCGACAAGAUUAUUGAAGAGCUUGGAAAGGAGUUCAAGGGCAAUGCCUACCAUCUCAUGCAUAAGAACUGUAACCACUUCUCGGCAGGCCUGGCAGAGAUUCUGUGUGGGAAGGAGAUCCCUCGCUGGGUGAACCGGUUGGCGUACUUCAGUUCGUGCAUCCCGUUCCUGCAGAGCUGCCUCCCCAAAGAGUGGCUCACGCCUGCGGCUCUGCAGAGCCACAUCAGCAGCCAGGGUCUAAACAAGGACGAUCACAGCGACUCAGGAAACGAGGCAGCGUCCCCUUCCACCUCGGCCUCGGCAGCGACCGCUUCAGGAACGACCAGGACCUGCAGGCACACCCGUGUCUAACCCGGGCCCCUGAACUGCGGUUUCUCUGACGCUUUUUCCCUCAUUUCCCCCCACCCCUUCUCAAUUUUUCAUAUCCGUCUGUUUUUUGUAGACGUCCCGUCGGAGACUGUGAAGCACAGGGUGGAGAGACGUCGCAAGUGCGAGGGACAACUAAGUGACCCUAGAGGACAUUGACAGUAGGGCAUUAGGCGAACCAAACGCCACGUCCCAGACGCUAGUCCAGAAAUUUUCAACAAUUUUAAUGGCGCACGUUUCACCUUGACAGCCAACAUUUUUCUUCACCUGAAAUCUCCAUCAAUCAAACUUCUGUCAAUUGCAGCGUUUGAUCAAGAAGAAUAUCUAGCAGCGUUGAGAAGGCUUGGAGAGUGAAACAAUCUGAUGCGAAGGAUUCAUAUCACGUAGGCUUUUGCCCCUUUUUGUUCAAUGAUGGUACAGUAUUCCUUUAAUCAGAUUUCGGACCUCAGUCCAAUGAACUCUGUAUAGGGAGUAGGGAGUACUCCACUGGAAUACUUACAUGGGUACCUACUGACCAGGGAAGUGCACUGACAAACAGAAACAGGUACUGUAUCUGUCACACAGAUAGGGGGUACUGUUACACAUACCCACACACUAAACUAACACACAGAUAAAGGCACUAACACCCUUACACUGUAUGGACAUGAAGACAACCAGAGGUGCCAUAUUGCACACAGUCAUAGAAGGUCAUUGCACUGGCAUGUGGAUGGAAGGUAAUGACACAGACAGGGAAACGUUGCUGACACUCAGAGUUACUGCUGUGAGCAUAUAGACAAGGGAACUAUGGGCUGAUGUACUAACAUAUAGUCAGGGAGCACAGACAGGAGAACUGUACUGACAGACAGAUGUACUUUACUGACACUGAGGGAUACGGGACUGAUACAAACAUGUAUACUGCAUUGACACAGGGGAUCUGCACUUAUUCACAGACAGGAAUAGUGUACUGACACAGACAGGGAACUCUACUGAAUCACAGUCAGAGGUAUUUAGCUGUAUUGGUGCAUGGACAGAGGUACUGUACCGACCCACAGGGAGGGCAAAUGGACUGACUCACAGACAGAAGAACUGUACUAUCACAACGUCAGGGGUAUUAUACUGACACAUCAACAAUCAGAGAUGCUAUACUGGCAUGCAGACAGUAGGAAGCCAUUGAACUGUCACAGACAAGGUUACUCUGCUGACACACAUAUAGGGUUACUGUACUGGCAUACAGUAGGCUAUGGAUACACAGACAGGCAUUCUAUACUGACACAAACAUGGAUACUGUACUGACACAGUAAGGAUGCUGUGCUGACACUUAGAUGUAGGAGGCACUAUCCAGACUCAUAGGGAGGGUUCGUACUGGCAUAUAACCAAUCAGACAUGGUGAAUGAUACACAGUCAGCCAGGAUAGCAGACUGAUAAACAUUCAGUAGGAAGCACUUUACCAGGAUAUGGAUAGUACAUGGGAAUCUGACAUGCAGCAAGGUUACAAUGCAGCCAUAAGGACAGUAUGAGUGGCAGUAUUGAAACAAUACUUAUUUUGUUUUACAAUUUAGGAAAAAAUGUGUUGAAUAAAAAUCUGAUGGUGACCAACGUGUGCAAUUGUCAAUAGGACUGAUGAUUCUAAUGAUCUUCUGAUUAAUCUAUUCCACAACAUUUCAAUAACAUUGAAUAGAGCAAGUAAUUUGCCACAUCGCAUCUCUAAACUCUACCCUUGUCUUAACAUUUGCUUGAAGUACAGCAAUUUUGCAUUACAUGUUUAAUAAACCAAGAAAACGGUGGUUCCUUCAGAGUAAUAAAUUCUACUAUGAAUCACUUAACCUGAUGAUGGAUAAAUAUGUCAACUACUUAAACUUUGCAGCUGCUGCACCCACAUUGUCACUUCUGCAAUGAACAUAAGUUUCAGUGCAAUUGUACCUCGGUGAAAAUAGGUUUAAGUGCCAGAUGUGGAAUAAACUGGUGUGUUGUAUAUUCAAUCUGUCUCAGAGCAAUGCAGAGGUGGCAAUAGCUUCUAAGUGUGCAAUAUGUUUAUUCAAAAGAGUUUUAAAAGAUCACUGUAAUCAUAAAAAUGUGUAGAUAAAAUCUCUGGUCAUAUGAUGCGACCAGAACUGAGAUCUCGAGUCUGUGACCCUGCUGAAGUGUUCCAGAGUCUGUCCACAAAGUCUU
Messenger RNA from Stegostoma tigrinum, 4035 nucleotides. Its product is annotated as deubiquitinase DESI2. The transcript has 5 exons. The record is from RefSeq and is a predicted model, not a curated record. Bases 1273 to 1872 code for a protein of 199 amino acids. Gene Ontology annotation, biological process: protein deubiquitination. Lineage: Eukaryota; Metazoa; Chordata; Chondrichthyes; Orectolobiformes; Stegostomatidae. Gene Ontology annotation, molecular function: deubiquitinase activity.